AUGCAGAAGUCGCGAAAGCCAGGGAGGACAGCUGGCAUUCCUCAUGAUAAACUACCACAGCUGCCAUCCCUGCAGGAGAUUGAGCGGGAGGUCAAGGCAGUACGCGAGCUGCAUGCAGCGGAACAGGCCAGAGCUCGCAAGGCGUCUGAGGUCAGGAGCCUCGAGCAGCAGCUGGAAGAGGUCCAGCAGCAGAAGAACUCGGCCAAAUCAGCACAGCGUGAACGAGCUGGGGCGGAUCUUGGCUCUUUGCUGGACUCUCUGGGGCAGCGAAUGAUGCGGGCACACUCCCGCUGGGCAUUGCAUCACCUAAGCGACGGCAGCAAGAUGCUGAAGAGGAAGGGUAAGAUUGUUUUCAGCGCGCACUGCGCGUUCGUCUUGUCGGCGUGUGCCCAUGCUUGGCGUGAAGCAGCUUCAUCUGCUAUUGCAGAUCGUCAGGCUGCACAGCACCUAGAAGUCAUGCAGCGAGCGCGGCAGCAGGCUUUGCUGGCAGAUGCUCACUGCAAGAGGCGCUUGGCUUGCCGAAGCUGGCUUGCGUGGCGACUCGAAGUCCAUCACACGCACACUGACAGAUCGAAGCGAGUAUCUGCAACAGCGACGGCUUUCCUUGCCGCCUUGCCCAGUGCAGAAACUUCUGAUCACGUGCACAUCUCUGAUCCAGUGCAGGUGCAAGUGGCCCCGGACUCCGUGGACAUGGAUGCGGCAGAGCAUGUCGGAACAUCCCAGAGUGCACAAGCAGUGAUCUCGACUCACGUCGAAGAUGCCCCGACAGCAGAGACCAGCCCGACCGAGACUAAGACGCCAGCAGAGCAGACCAAAUCAGAGGUACAAGCUUGCAACUCCCGCGAGGCACGACCUGCUUCUCGAUCACGGGAGCUGCGUGCAAUAGACAGGCGUGUGCAAGAGAGACGGAAAGCACAGGAAGAAAGGCGGCAGCAACGACAAAGGAGACAGGCCGAAGAAGUUCAGCAAGACUGCGUGGACGGUGACAGGUACCAUCGGGCAAGUCCCGACCCUGCGAGACGUCAACAGGCCUCAUCAUCAUCAGAGGGGGCGCAGGUGUCUGCACAUCCAGAUGCCCAACAAGAGGGCUGUGGUCCAAGCCUUCCCCUUGUGGCCAGCAGCGGCCACGCCAGGCCAAAGGCCUUGCGCGAGAUGGAGAAGAGGGCGGAGGAGAGACGCCUUAUCCACGAGGAGCGGAAGAAACGCCAGAAGGAGAAGGAGGAGGAACAAAAGCAGAAGCAAGCUGAGGAGGAACAGGAGAAGCGCCUGGCAGAGGAGCAGGCCAAGCAGGAGCGCCUGCGCUUGCGCAAAGAGCAAGCCCAGGAGCAGCGACGCCUUCGGGCACAGCGGCUUGUCGCAGCCGCAAUCAGAAGAGAUCGUGAUCGUCAGGCUGUGGAACUCUACAAGCUUCAUCAAUACAUUCGGGUUUGGUGCGCUUUGCGCCAGGCCGUCAGUCAUACGGCCUUUUGGGACCUGCUCGCCUUGAACCGGAGGCGGACAGCUUUGCUGAAGAGCUGCUUCACAAGCUGGCAUCGAUAUCGUUUGCACGCUGCAUCAGCGAAGUCAGCCGCACGACUUGCCCGAGCUCAUUUGGCGGUGACCUGGUUUGCACGGCGCUUUGCCUUUCGAACGCUCGUGUUGUGGCUGAAGAAACUGCAACUGGCCAAGCUCCGGCAGUAUUGGGCAGCAGUUGCGGCUUCGCGGCGGUGGUGUCUCUGCCUUUGGCUGAGAUGCUGGGCACAAUGCUCUGCAGAGUCGGCUUUGCAAAAGACAGCCACCGCUGUGCAACAGCAUGUGCAGCUUUUGCUGAGAAGAAGCUUCUCUUGGUGGCAGACUGGUCUCAAGCAGCUACGCGUGGAAAAUGCCAUGGAGUCUCACAAGAGCGCUCUGCGAGACAGAAUUUCCAGUUGGUUGCAGGAGAUGGAGGACGAAGCGCCAAACAGCCUUGGAAGUCUCCAAAUGCCGAAUUUUCAACUCUUGGCUUUGCAGGGAGAAAAUAGCCGUGUCUUGCCGGGAGCAGGUUUGCCACAGAUGCGAUGUGAAUUCUUUUGCGUCACAACCAGUGCUCGCAAGAGCAGGUGGGCUCAAUGGCGGCGUUGCCAGAAGAAGCACUUCCGGCAUCAGCAAGGCAGCAACAAGUUGAGGCCCAACCCCUGCUAUGCCGACGAACAUGGAGCCAUGAAUCGGCUGGUCAUGCGGCGUUCGGGCUUGCUGCAGCGCAGAGAAGUUCAUCAAUACAAGGUCAGCUACGUCUCUGGCCGCUUGGCGUCUUUCCCUGUGCGCUUGCACCGGUACUACAAGCAGCGCUAUACGCUCUUCUCCAGGUACGACCGUGGCAUCGAAAUUGACAAGGAUAUGUGGUAUUCGGUAACACCAGAGCCGAUUGCCAAAGAGCAGGCUCGAAAGGUGGCAGCUGCGCAGAGAGGCGGGAAGUGGGCUCGAGAUGGGCACAUCGCCCGAGGCCAGCCCGGCAUCGUUGUUGACAGCUUCUGUGGUGCUGGUGGGAACAGCAUCCAGUUUGCGCGGUCAGUGGCUCAACAAGGUGGCUUCGUUCUUUGCGUUGACUGGCAUCGCAGCAGACUUUGCAGCGUGCGACACAACAGUCGCAUCUAUGGUGUUGGACGGCGCAUCGAGCUUUUGCAAGCGGACUCCCGUGACCUGCAUCGUGUCCUCCGGCCUGCAGUCAGCGGCGUGUUCCUUUCACCUCCUUGGGCGGACCAGGGCUUGCUGCCACGAGGGCAGGCCGAGCUGGGCUUCUCGCUGCGAAGUUUGGGCCAUGGCCUCGACGCUGCCGAGCUGCUGGUGGACGCGCUAAAGCUGGGGCGUGGUGCAGCUCUCUUCCUGCCACGUGUGACAUCAAGCGCCGAGGUACAGGGACUGGCUGUGCUGGCCAAGUCCAACGUUCUCGUCCAGGCGAGGCUCAACGAUAAAACAUCAAAGGACUUGCCAGUCACACAUCUUUACCUGGACUUUACCUUAAGAGAUGAUGUGCAGCCUUCAAUGCCUAUAAGAAACGUGCGUAGAGUUUGGCGAGAGUUGCCUAUGAAGCAUAGAUACACGGGCGAGCGCCACAUCGGUCUGGUUCGAGCUUUGAUCGCCAUGGCCCCGAAGAAGGGCAAGGCAGCGACGAAGACGAAAGAAGGCAAAGAUCUGGCUUGGGUGCAGAAGCAGCUGGAGAAAAUCUCGGCUCAGCUCUCUGCGGGACCUCCGUGGCUUUCAGAGCCACACUCCUGGCAUCAGGAGCAGCUGCGGGAGCUUCAAACUCGUCUGGAGGAAGGCGGCCUUGAGAGCCUUCCUAGCGAACUGCGGGAAGGCGUCGAGUUCUACCUCUCUCAGUUCGAGGACGGACAGUCGGUGUCGGAGGAGGAGUUCUACCUCGACCAGGAGCUCUAUUGCGAGCUGCAGCCGAAAGCCCCGGAGCCCGAGCAGCCUUACAGCAGGGCGUCGGCAUCAGAGGCCGAGCUGAAGGUUUGCGAAGAGCUGAAAAGCUGGACGGACACCACUCCCCACGGUCUGAGCAAGCUCCAGAAGCUACUGGAGAAGCACAGCCACUGUGCAGAAGUCCAGGAAGUCGGGCUGACUCGUUUGGGUGGACUGCUGGCCGAGGUGAAGGCAGGGGGCAGCGCAGUGCCCUCUGGUUCUGGAUUCAGCCCUGCAUCGGUGUGUCCGGUCGUGCUGGAGGCUGGUCAGCCUGUCCGAAAACUUCUACAAGCGGGUGUCUGGCUGUUAAGUUCUUGCUUUGGGAUUGCAGCUGGCAAGGCCAUGACCCGCUUUCCUCGCGAUGCCGGCGUCCAACGAGUCGCAUGCAGUGUGCUGAGAGGCUUGCUACGGCCUGAGCAGACGAAGCUGAUUGCAGAUGCGUUCCCAGACUUGGCAUCCAUGGCAGGCAUCGUCGUGACCGACGGUGGCUGCACAGUAGUAGCGGAUGCUGGCGGAGCUGCGCGGGCGGUGGAUGCCAUGAAAGCCCACCUGGUCGACCCGGAGGUGUGCCGCAUGGGUGCAGCAGUUCUCUACGCCGCUGGGCUGAGUGGCGACAGCUUCCUUGCACUUGGCCAGUGCCGCCUGAGAGACAUUGAGGCAAUGGUCCAGAAAACAGACCCGGCUUCCCCCGAAAGGCUGAUGAUGCGCACGACAAAGGCCCACCAGGUACUUGCCGAGGCUCUGCAGUACCACCCGACAGACCGAGCGCUCGACCGAGCGUGUCGCGUGACCAUGCCAGAGUUGAAAGGCUGA
Symbiodinium sp. CCMP2592 is the source of this 4233-nucleotide messenger RNA. Lineage: Eukaryota; Dinophyceae; Suessiales; Symbiodiniaceae. The record is from the annotation of a GenBank genome assembly.